AAAUUCUCCAAGAUGGCAGCGGAUUGCUAUUACUCUCCAGGUUGUUCAGAGUCAGAAUUUAUAUUCCGUAACAUUAACCUUAGUCUAAACGAUAACCAUAUCAUUCGGAAUGUAUCAGGGAUGGUCAAAAAAGGAGAAAUUCUCGGAGUCUUUGGACCAAAAGGAUCGGGAAAAUCAGCUUUAGUAUCAACACUUGCAGGGCAUUUGAAGCCAUAUAUAGGCGAAAUACUGCUAAAUGGGGAACCAUUAAACGCAUGCCGAAACAGAAUAGCAUUUGUCCAAUCACGAGACUUGUUUCUUCCUACCUUGACAGUUUAUGAAACCCUAUUUUUUACUGCUAAAUUGAGGCUUUCAUCAAACGAAGUAAACAUCAAAAACAGAGUUAAACAAGUAAUUGAUCUGCUUCAUCUACAGAUGUAUCUGGAUUUUAUGGUACAAGUUGUUACUACAGCUGUUAAAAAGAAGCUUAGUAUAGCUUGUGAAAUGCUGAUAGAUCCGAAAGUUAUAGUUAUUGAUGAGCCAACUACCGACUUAGAUUAUAAAGAUGCCUUAGAUUUGAUGAGGUUUUUAAGGUAUUACACGAUUCAGUUUGAAAAGAUAGGAAUUGUCUCGCUACGGGCUUGUCCAAGUGGUAUAUACCAAACCUGUUCCAAAUCAUUGUUUCUUUAUAAUGGCCAUACAGCGUUUUACGGAACCUCAGCACAAUGUGACAGUUUUUUACAACAGUUAGACACAGCUCCACCUAUUGGCCAUCAUCCUAUGGAUUAUAUGUUAGAACUUCUAAAUGAAGAUUGCUUGGAUGACACAAUCCCUGUCCAGGAGAAAAUUGUUGAAGCCGCAUACAAGAGAAGGAACACUCAUGACUGGCCUGAUUAUUUCCAUUUGACAAAAUAUCCUGCUAAAUCUUCUAAAAGUAGUAAAAGUUCUCUGAGUAAGGAUAAUAACAACCAUACCAAACCCGUCAAAUACGACGCCGAAGAAAUAAAAGUAUUAAUAGAACAAACAAAGGACACAACACUAUCCAGUCCUUCCUCAGGUCUUUAUUCCUCAUCUUAUUGUAAUCAGUUCUGGACAUUAUUCUGUCGUAACUUUACAAAUGCACGUAGACGAAUCUUAUUUCCAAUCAGUGUUAUACAAAAUGUGUAUAUUCUCGUUGUUUGUAUCUUGGUUUGGUGGCAACCAGAAAGAACAGAGGAGACCGUCAAGGACAGAUUAGGUUUGUUCUUUUUCACUGUUGUGCAGUGGGCGUUUUUUUCAUUGUUAGAUGGCAUCCUUACAUUUCCAAAAGAAAUCAAGGUUAUCAAUAAAGAGAGAAAAUACAACCAUUACAGACUCUCAGCCUUUUGUUUAUCUAAAACUUUGAGUGAGAUACCUCUGACAGUUAUACAGCCCUUCGUAUACCUCAGUGUUAUAUACUGGGUUGCUAACCUCAAUAACAUGGAAUCAUUCUUCGCAUCUCUUGGUGUGUUAAUGGCCGAUGUACUAGCAGCUCAGAGCAUUGGAGUGUUUAUUGGAGCAGCAUUGCGACCGCCAUGGACCGUUACUAUGGUACCACUAGGUUUACUGUCAAUGAUGUUGUGGGGUGGAGCAUUUAAUACACCACCCUCAUGGUUUAGUUGGGGACGAUUUGCAUCGUUCUUUUACUAUGGCCUGAAUGCAUUCAUUUACCUGGAAUUUAAAGAUGCAAAACCAAUAAAAUGUGGUGCAAAGAGUAUGGUUCCUGUAUGUAAUAUGAUUAAUCCAGCAACAAAUUCUACGUAUACAGAGUUUGAUUCUGACAUAAUACUACUAGUUACAAAAGUCGAAUGGCCGCUUACCUACUAUCUUGGUGUUUUAAUUGGAAUUUUUGUGAUCACUAGAAUACUUUGGUAUAUUGCUAUGCGUAGAAGAAAGUCUGACGAGUAAAACGUUUUGUUUAUACAAAAAUCUACUAGUAUUGCCAAUAAAUUCAUAAAAGGUAGAUAUGCCUCAUAUGGAACAUAGA
Mytilus trossulus (common blue mussel) is the source of this 1984-nucleotide messenger RNA. RefSeq lists its product as uncharacterized. The transcript has 13 exons. The record is from RefSeq and is a predicted model, not a curated record. Gene Ontology annotation, cellular component: membrane. NCBI's taxonomy places the organism in Eukaryota, Metazoa, Mollusca, Bivalvia, Mytilida, Mytilidae. Gene Ontology annotation, biological process: transmembrane transport. Bases 13 to 1905 code for a protein of 630 amino acids. Gene Ontology annotation, molecular function: ATP binding; ATP hydrolysis activity; ABC-type transporter activity.